UUUCGACCGUCGACCCACGAAAAAGGCCGAUGAUCACUCUCAGGCUUCUUUCUGAUUUUGAUAUUUUUUUGAAAGUUUUGAUAAUGAUUUUAUAAAAGAGAACUACGACUAAAAGUGGUUAGAAUACGUGAUAUCGUUAUCAUUUAGCGUUGGAUAUUCAGUCAAAAGAAUCGUAAUCUUGAAAUCAUAUCUAAAGAUACAAGAUAUGUCCACAUAUGUACAGCUGCAACUUGGCAUAAAUCUUGACAAUUAAACAACUCAAUUAACAUAAGCAUGGAUCAAAGUGUACUUGUGGCAUUUGAUUUCGACCAAACUAUCUGUGAUAAUAACACCGAUGUAGUAGUACAACAACUAUUACCAACAAGCUUGAUAUCUAAGGAAAUACAAGAUCUAUAUAAAUCCAGUGGCUGGGUAAUCUACAUGAAUAAAAUCUUCGAACUUUUGCUUGACUUUGUAAAUUAUAAGCAGAUUGAGGAUGCUAUCAUCAAUAUACCUGCGGUUGCAGGGAUAGAGGAGCUUCUUACUUCUUUGAAAGCUAGUGGACAUGAAAUUAUCAUUAUUAGUGACUCUAAUAGCGUGUUUGUAGGCCACUGGCUGAAAAACAGAAAACUUGAUCAUGUCAUAUCGCAUGUCUUCACGAAUCCAGCUCACUUCGAUAUUGCAGGGAGGCUCUGGGUACAUCCGUAUCACAUGCAACACGCAUGCUCAUUGAGUGCCAUCAAUCUUUGCAAAGGGCAGAUCUUGAUGGAUUACAUUCAGGAGAGACGCAAGCAGGGUAAGAAUUUCAAGAGGAUCAUCUACAUUGGUGAUGGAAAAAAUGAUCUUUGUCCAAUUCUGCGUCUCUCAGAGACCGAUUUGGCAUGCCCACGCAAAAAUUAUGCGCUCGAAGAUCAACUGAAUAAAUUAUCUGAUUCUGCAUUGAUGAAGGCGAAAAUUGUAUUUUGGCACAAUGGCAUUGAUCUGCGACAUAGCUUGGAAGAAAUUGUAAAAUUUAGUCAAUGAUCCGUUCAUAUAUUAGAUUAGUCACGAUUUAACCAAAAUCAACCUAGUCAUAUAAAAUUAAUUGUAUUACAUUUCUUAUUUGGUAUAUUCGAGCACAUCUUGUGCUUUCUGAUUGAAAGGUAUGUCCUUAAAUAAUGAAUAUUUUAUUAAACAGUUAUUAAUUAUUAAGUAAUAGUAACAACUACUAUUUUUUAAACUAUUCACUUUAUGACAUAUUAUAAGAACGUCUAGUUAAUCACAUAAUAUACAUAUAUUAAGUUCAAAAAUGAUAUUUUUGCUAUUAUGAUAACACACACAUUAAUAAUAAUAAAUCUAUCAUUUGCUUCAUGACAUUCAAUCUAAAAUGAUAAUAUUGACUAAUUGUAUUACUCGACUUAUAUGACUUGUGAAUAUUAUAAAUAUACAUUUUUGAUUUUGUAAUAAAU
Pogonomyrmex barbatus (red harvester ant) is the source of this 1427-nucleotide messenger RNA. Its product is annotated as pyridoxal phosphate phosphatase PHOSPHO2. Gene Ontology annotation, molecular function: phosphatase activity. The record is from RefSeq and is a predicted model, not a curated record. NCBI's taxonomy places the organism in Eukaryota, Metazoa, Arthropoda, Insecta, Hymenoptera, Formicidae.